AUGGCCCCAACAAAGAAGAUUGUCUCGACCGCCUCCUCGAACAAGGUCCUCGCUAAACCGAUGAAGGCCAAGAAGACCGACGAACUGACGUCCGGAUUGGGAGGAGGUUACUGGACGGAGCCAGCUGCCGGAACCCGCAGGACCCGUCUUGUUCCCGCCAAGUUCCUCGAUGCUGCCGAGCCGCCGAAGCGAAAACCGUCAAAGUCAACUGGCGAGAAAAAGGGGAUCGCUGCACCAUCCGAGCCGACUCCUUCGACGUCUGCCGCCCCAGCUCCAUCUGCAGUCGACGCAUUGGGCGCAUUUUUGGCCAGUUUAACGGAGGAACGGCGGGAAGCUCUCAUCAGAGAAUUUGCGGAGGGUAUGCAACGGAGACAUCAGGAGCGUAUGGCGCGUUACGCAUAAUUAUUACUUUGUUCUUUUUCUUCAAUACAUUAUCAUGAUCCGUAACACUUGUUGUCUUGUUGAAUACAACCUCACUUGGCCCUUCGUUCGUUCUCACCGUCCGUCCGUCCACCCCGGUGACCCUUCUCACUCGAUCGAUAAUAGUUUUCCAGCACAUUCUGUCUGUCGUCUCGUUCUCUCGUCUCUCAUCGCAUUCACAUCUGCUCAUUUUCCCCGUUUCCAGACCGACAUGUCAUCGCUAUCGGUGCUCGCGAACGUUGUCGAAGAGAAGAAGUCGACGGAGGACGUGGAGCACGAGGACGCGGAGCACGAGGACGACGUCGCCUACAUGAAGAGAAUCGACGCGCUGCUGGCCGAGGUCGACGCGCUGCAGGAGACGAUCGCCGCGAUCAAGAAGACGUGCGACGAGUGGAAGGAGGACAGACUGAGAGAGGGUUAGUUUGUCGGCGAGGGGCACUCUGACGCUUUGCAACUAACAAGUUGCAAAGUGUCCCCUUUUCUUGACCGUUUUUAGUAUACUUUAGACACAAUUAAGUCAGUUAACAUAGAUCGCGUUGCCCAAACCUGCCCUAAAACCAUCAAAUUGCUCAUUUUGCAGAGGCGCAACUCGAGGAGAACUCGGAAUCGGAGUCGAGCGGCGAAGAAGAGGAGAAGCGAGCGAUGCUCUUCACGGACACCAUCUCAACGAUCUAA
This is a messenger RNA of Caenorhabditis sp. 36 PRJEB53466, 1095 nucleotides long. Lineage: Eukaryota; Metazoa; Nematoda; Chromadorea; Rhabditida; Rhabditidae. The record is from the annotation of a GenBank genome assembly.